This is a messenger RNA of Lytechinus pictus (painted urchin), 10157 nucleotides long. Its product is annotated as partitioning defective 3 homolog. The transcript is spliced from 18 exons. Gene Ontology annotation, molecular function: phosphatidylinositol binding; protein binding. NCBI's taxonomy places the organism in Eukaryota, Metazoa, Echinodermata, Echinoidea, Temnopleuroida, Toxopneustidae. The record is from RefSeq and is a predicted model, not a curated record. Gene Ontology annotation, biological process: cell adhesion; establishment or maintenance of epithelial cell apical/basal polarity; establishment of cell polarity. The coding region runs from base 1 to 4176 and encodes 1391 amino acids. Gene Ontology annotation, cellular component: apical junction complex; cell cortex; apical plasma membrane.
AUGACGGCUAGAUCUAGUAAACAGUGUCAGUAUUCCCUUGAUUUAACUUCAGGAGACAAGCCGCGAUCUCGUCGAGGAAGUCGAGACGAGCUGAACAGUGCCUUUUCCCGUUUUGGCCGUGACUCCGCAGGCUCUGCCCGUCAGUCGCUCUCCAGCGCCCAUCCGAGCAUGAACAAAUGGACCGAUGCACAGCAGAAGGCCGAGAGCAAAGUCGGUUCAGAGAGAGGUCCCGAUGUGAUGAUUGAAGGAGAUGUGGAGGCAGAGACAGACAGUAUUGUGCUGACCAACGAUGGUACACCGUUAGGUGUUCACAUCAUCAGUAAGAUAGAACAAGAAGACGGAAGUGCUUUUGGUAUAGUUGUUCACAGUAUUGAAGCUGGUGGCAGAGCUGCACGUGAUGGGCGUCUUUUACCUGGUGACUACAUCGUACAGAUCAACGGUAGUGAUAUAUCACUUCAUUCAUUUAAUAGAGCCCAAGAAAUGCUGAGAGACGCCAUGCGGAACCCCACCGUAAAGCUGACCGUUCAACGCGACAAGUUCUUCAGCACGGAAGCCCCCGUCGGCGCUGCCACAUCCUCCACCACCCCCAGGGAAAAUGGCCACCUUCAGAUCACCAUCCCACCAAAGUCUCCCGGAGGGAAGGUCCCUCCGAUCAUCCCCGUCCGAUCUCCUACCACUGCCCUGUCAUCUCCGACGGAUAAGAGCCCCAAUGCGAAGCUUAUAGCACCCAUGAGCACCAGGAGGAUCGGUCGCAAGCUUUAUAUUCAGCUUAUGAAAGGUCCUCAAGGGUUAGGUUUCAGCGUGACGUCUCGAGACAACCCAACUGGAGGCAAGAAUCCAAUCUUCAUCAAGAACAUCCUCCCUAAAGGAGCAGCCAUAUCUGACGGCAGGCUAAAACCUGGAGAUAGGCUCAUGGAGGUGAAUGGUAUUGAGAUGACCGGUAAGAGUCAAAGUGAAGCUGUGUCCAUCCUACGAAGUGUCAAGCUCGGAGGUGUGGUCAACCUAGUGGUGUCCAGACAAGACUCACCGGUCAAGAUGGUUCCAAGACAGUUGCCUGAAGAUACCGCUACAGUGGAAGAACCGGUCACCUCUCCCCAGAACCGAGCAGUGAUGACCUUUGACAUUCCAUUGAAUGACACUGGGUCAGCGGGGUUAGGGGUCAGCGUCAAAGGCAAGACCAGCGGGGCUACGGAAGAACACAGCAGCAAAGAUCUAGGAAUCUUCAUCAAGUCUGUGAUCCAUGGAGGAGCAGCAUCUAAGGAUGGCCGCUUACGUCCAAACGACCAACUCCUGUGCAUCAAUGACACCUCUCUGGCCAACAUGUCAAACAGCGAAGCAAUGGAAACCCUCCGUCUGGCAAUGUCUCACGAGAAGUCCCCCCGCUCCACGAUCUCCCUGGUGAUCGCCCGACGACUCGACCAGCAGGAUCCCCUGGCCCACACCAACAAUCUCAACAAGGGCGCAACCAGUCCUGCAGGAGAUCGCAACGUCGAUAGCGGACUCUUGUCUCCACUCCCUCAGAAGGACGGCAGCGGCGGCUUUUUGAUGCCGAACAGCCUUUCCGAUGGAGUCCUGAGCUCCCGGUCAACAAACGGUGGCAUGCAGCGGGGUAAUGAAAUUGUGGUGCAAGCGUCGGUUGAACCGCACCAUGCCACCACUCCGAGGCACCAGGGGGCUAAGGUCACCUACCCAGGCAGUGAUGGAGAACCUAUAUACAGCCGGUCAAGGAAGUCUUCUGAUGGACAGACGCUGCCAUCAUCAGGAGGAGAGAUGGCUAUGCAGUCUGAUGCUAGUCCUUCUAUGCACUUGUCGAUCCACAGUUCACCUUCAGCAAGGGCGCCCUCACCCCCUCAGUGGCUCCUGGACUGGGAGAGUGGUGCUAAAGAUGGGGAGCUGAGUCCCUUACCGGAUCCCGACAACUUUGCUCGAGACAACUAUGCUAGGGCCAGCUUUUCAGAGAGACGUCAAGGAGGCUCAUUGGAUGCCAAGCAGAUGGCCUGGUACAAGAAAACAAAAGGCGAAAUACCAAAGAAACAAACAACCACAGCACAAAAAGAUGUUGCUGCGAGUACGAGUAGUCUGCUCCGAGCAAGCUCUAUGGACUCCCUCCUAGACUUUAAACCUAGCACUAGUCGGGUUGAAGAGAGUUCUUCCAAAACCAUGGGGCCUGGGUUGGGUAUGGAGAAAUCCAGCUCCCUGGAGAGCCUCGAGGUGGCCGUCGCCCACGUUCACCAACAGAGGGAGGACUUCCCUGGUCGACCCAGGGCAAAGGUCCGAAGAGGUCGCGUCUGCAAUGACAGCUUCCGAGCGGCCGUGGAUAGGUCGUACGGGGAUCAGUCACCCAACGGGGACAUGCCUUCAAUGUAUACAGUGAUGGAAGCAGAAGAGAAUGGAGGAUAUGGUAUCCCAAGGACCGGUGGUGGAGAUGGAAGCAUCCAGUCUGCUGGAAGUAUCAAGAAGAAGAAAGAUAAGAAAGAAGAUAAGAGCAAAGCCAAGAGCUCUGGGACAGGGUUCAAAGGACUCUUUAGAUUUGGGAAGAACCGCAAGUCCAUAGGGUCCGAGAAUGCUCUGAAAGGAAAAGAUAAAGAUAGCAGUAAGACCCAGAUGUCUGAAGCAGAGAGACUUGAACAGGAAGAGAUUGAGAGGAGGAAGGCAAGACAACAUGCCAAGCAGGAACAUGAAAAGAUCCAAGAAGAGAUUCAGAAGAUGAGAGAAGCCAAAAUCAAGGAAGAAAACCAAGACGCCUUGAGCAAGGCGGACAAGAUGAUGCAACUCAGACAGCAAUAUCAGCAAAGACACCGUGAUAACCAGGGUCAGUACAUGGAUGAUGGAGAGGAGGAUGAAGAUGAUUAUACCAGAGUAGAUCCUAGCAGUCAGCAAGACACAAUGAGUCAAAGAGAAAGACUAGAGGCUGCAAGAGCGGAGCAACGUGAAAGAGAUCGUCAGAACAGCAGGGUGCCUGACCGAGACCGGUAUGAACGACUCCCGCCAGAGGCCGAAGACCGGAGGAAAGAGCGUCGAGAUGACAUCUACUCAGAUCCCAAGGAUAGGCGCGAUGAAAGGACAUAUAAUAAUAGAUACUCUGAUGAUCCGUAUGCCGAUCCUCGCAAUCUGAGGAAUAGUCAAGAUAGAGGGCGCUAUUACGAUGAUAAAUACAGUCGUAGGAAUGACAAAGACUUAGAAGAGAAUCCGUACGAUAGAUACAAUGGGAAGAAAGAUCAUGGUGCCCAAGAACCCAGGGAUGGACGGUACGAUAGAAAUCGGGACAAUCGCUCCUCUGACCCGUCGAGGCAGGAACGACGGAGGAGUCUGAAGCGCACGGAUCGCGUUGAGAGUGCGAAGAACAGAUCUGAUGCGCGAGCACCGGGGAAGGAGAAUAUGGAUGUGGAUCGGCAAGAGAAACGGGACAGUGAUGAGAAAGAAAGGGACAGGAGGCCGAACGAAAGGCGGGGCGAUUACGGAACUCGCAGCGAUAAGUCAAUAGAGCGUAAGAACCCCAAACGCGAAGAUCACCGCCAGGAUACAAGACGUGAUGAACGGUAUAAGGACAGUCGGUACGACGGAAGACGGGAUGAAAGAAAUCCCGAGAGGGAUGGUGAGCGUGAUGAUCGUUACGAUUCAAGGAGGGAUGAUCGGUAUUAUGAACACGAUAGGAGGCAACAAGAGGAUAAAAGAGAACGUCCACCUCAACGUGAUGAAAGGCAUGAUAAAUACCCUGAUCAACGGGAUAGAUAUCGUGUUCAGCAGGAUGAUCGGCAUGGAUAUGGCAGUUUAGACAGACCAAACAGGAGACCAAGAGGAAAGGACCCAAAUUACUACUCCAUGUCAGAGAACAGUCGACCUGAAGAAGAUUAUGCGAGGACACAGAACUACUCCCGCUACAAUAACCACAACGACCACCAGCAGGGUCCUAGGCGCACUUCGUACCCCAACGGACCGGUGUCCAACCAUGCGCCGCACCCCUCAGGGCAGGGCGGGGAUCGUUCCAGGCGAGCCAACUCCACCUCCGACUACCUGGACUACAAGGAAGAGCCUCGGAGGUCAAAGUCUGUCUCGGACCAACUCGUGGAUGAAUACCAAUACGAUUCAAGGCGGGCUGGACCGAGGAAAGGUCGACCCAACGACACCGGCGGAACCCGGAUGUACAAUGAUUACGAUGAUGCUGCCCGAGUGUGAUCCUGAUAGCCACUGAGUGAGUGAACUGUUACACUGCCAUCGUUGAGUUGCCUUAUAUUUUUCCAGAGAGGCGCAUCAGCUUUAUUGCAUCUUCCACCUUCCUUUGAAGACUGAUCAGCCAUUGAUGCCUACGUUUCUCCUUGUGGCAAAGGGGGUCGUUUUCACGCGCAUCUUAGCGACUGCAUGUUGAUAAUCAUUUGAAUGAUAUGGACAUUCUGGUGGUAGCACAAACACUUCCCAGUCGACUAAGCUUGAUUGCUCCUGAAUAUUCAAAGUGCUGGUAUUUGAGCAUAUUGUGAAAAUAUGUGAACUCCUCUAAGAUAUGGUGCAGUUGUAAAACUUUCUAAGUAAAAGCAUUGAAGCCAAUUUUUAGAUUAUGUAUCCAAACAUCUCAGUGUUCAAAAUGUAUUCUUUGCAGUACUUGAUUGCAGUACUUGAUACUCUCUAAAUGUUAAUGCAAUUCUUUUACUGGAGCUUAUGAAGUACUGCAAAUUUGUUGAUAUGGAGGAGUUUUGAAAUUUCGAGUACUAUUUUUUAUCAAGAAUCUAUCUUCAUACUACUGCUGACUUCAGUAACUUUCUUUAAGUUGAGACGAUCAGUUGAUUAUUCAUUCCUGAUAUAUGUAAAUUUUAUGUUGUAAAUAAGAAUAAUGAUUCAUAAAGAUUAGGAUCUGAGAUAUAUUGUCUUGGCCAGUUGUUGUCUCGUAGCAGAAUGCAUGUGGCUGUAAUGGGGAAGGAGUUUGAGUUACGUUCAUUUUUUUUUCCUGAUGUCUUUUUAGGGUACAUUUCUAAUUACAUGAACACUUUUCAAUUGUCUUUAAUGAAUACAUAUGUGCUUCCCAGUCACCAUACUUAUUACAAACUAGUUUAGAAAUUGAAAUGAAAUGGACAAGUGUAAAAAACAAUAAUAGUAAUAAUAAUAUCUGGAUUUUUAUACAGGGUUCCCACAGUCAUGGAAAAUCCUGGAAAAAUUUGUGGUCAUGGAAAGUCAGGGAAUUUGGAAAAUUUGUGAAAAGUCAUGGAAUUGCAUUUACCUCUUGGCUAUGGCAGCUUUCCAGGUUGUUGUGUCUCGCAACUCUCAUACUAUGCUAUUAUAAUUGGUGUUCAUGAUUUCCAUUUCUACCAGUUUUGUGACAUCCCAAAUUCCACAUAACUCCCGGGACAUCACGGGAAGUCAUGGAAAGCAGUACAUUUAGUCAUGGAAAAGUCAUAGAAUUCUGUAUUUCAGAUUUCUGUGGGAACCCUGUUAUAGUGCUAUUCCAGAGAAUAUUUAGCAGUUGCUUGGUAGUGAUCAUGAGAUCAUCGAGGGAAACUAUCCUGACUGUUUACAUGGUGGAGGAUGAGUCAAUGUAGAGUAUAGGCUUUAUGGUACUCCGUAUAUUCCUUCUUGGGCAUGUGUUUGGUCCUGAAAAGUAGCACCCAAACUCAAUGUUUCAGCAAGUAUGUUCUCGUUUUAUCAGAAGAAUUCUAAAGCUAACCAUUUUGUUUUGAAUGGAUGUUCGUUGCACUGUCUGUUUCGAUUGACUCAAACAGAAAUUACAUGACUGGAAAUGGUUCCCCUAAAAUUGUUUUUGCGAUGUCGACUCGUAAUGUGCCAAACAAAAUUGCAGGUGAGGUCUACGUGAUUUUGUUUCAAAUUGAGGACAGCAGCAAGCUAAGGGUUAAACACUGUUUUGCAGAAAUACUUUCUCCAUGUUGUAGCCCGAGAGAGGGGGUGUUUAACAAAGAUUGAAGUCUGGCUAAAGACCACACUUCAUGUUUCAUCUGGUACAAUGCCUCACCGCAUUGGUCAGCUCAUGUUGUGGUGAUACUUCUUAUUGAGCAUUCAUCAAUCUGAUCACCCAUUAGCUACAUUGAGCAUACUGCCACUAAAUGAUUCCAUUAGAAUUUCUGUAAGACAAGGUUGUCACCAUAUCAUCGUAGAUCUGGAUCUGGUACAGUUUGCAUGAAUCUAACUUUGUGAAAUCAUGAAGUCUAAGCUGAAAAAUGAUCACAGCAACGAUCUCCAAAAUGGAUAAGCACAUUUGGGACAAGAUAUUAUAAUUGCUUGGAAAAGCUGGAGUUCCAUGCUUAUGUUGCUUAUUUUUCAGCAAUUACACAAUAUCGAGAAUCCUUUCGGACAUAUCUUUUUUAUUUAUACAUAGAGACACCUGGGUGUUAAUUUGAUUGGAUUAUGUACGAACUCAUUUUGAAAUCGUUACCACAACUGGUAUUUGUGUUUAAGUUAGACUUUUCUCUUUCUACCCUCUUUAGCUCAUCUGUACAUGUAAGUGCCAAUAAUGAAAAUUAUUGUUGUUAAAAUAUUGUAUCAUCAGAAUGUAUAUGAAUAUAAUACAUCAGAAGAACUGUAAAACUAACAUAUCUUUUUAAUGAACAUGUAAAUAGAUAAGUAUUCAGAUUAUGAAUAUGAUGAAAUUUUGUAUUGACAAAUGUAUUCCUACCCUUUUUUACUCUUGUUCAAAUUCCUCUUUUUGUACAUAGUCAUAGUAACAUUCCUGUUAACUGCUUUCCAAACCUUUAUACGUAUUCUUGCUAAUGCUUCAAAUUGAAUAUUUGCAUCUUGUUAUGAUAAUUACAUUGUAGUUAUGUAUUUUAGUCAAAUUCAUUGUUACAGUCUAUGCAAAGUCACACAUAUUAUAGUAUAGCAGUAUAAAUUCAAUAUGAAUUCCAUAUUUAUGAUAUUGAUUGUGUAUGUUUUGAUAUGAUUUCUCUUCAGCUGGUACGAGUCAGAAUUCAUUUUGUGUUUCCAGGAUAAUAUUGUCAAAUGUUGUCUAUAUUCUGUGGUCAAAAUUAUUACAAUGACAAGUUCUUAUGCUGUAAAUCAACAUAAAGGCACAGGUAUACAGUUAAUUAUAUUCCAGGGUAAUUUUACUCCAGAGAAUAGAAUGAAAUACUUCAAACCAAUAAAACAGCACAGGUAUAUGAUAGAUCAUAUUCAAGGAUACUUUUACUGCAGAAAAUAGGAUAAAAUACUUCAUCAAUAAACCAAUAACAAAUUGGUUAGUAGCACAAUCAUAGCAAUACAUUUUUGAAAAACGCCGAGGCAUACAUUUAAGACGUUACAGCCAUUUAAUUUUCUGAUGAGACAUGCACCAAUGCAAGAAUUAUUAAAUUUUUCAUGUUUUAAACUAUACAAAAUUUACACCCAACAAGACAUAAUGUUUUCUCAAAGUUGAAGAAAGAUCAUUGCAUUUUCGAUGAUUAAUAGUUCUCUCAAAAUAAUUCGCUUAUAUGUUGAUUUGAGAGGUUUGGAUUGCAAGUGUGAACUGUUUGAAAUCCCCUUGUUAAAACAGGACUUGGGCUAUAGUCAUUUUGCAGCACCCUACUUGGUGCAUAUGCUAAAUUAUGUUUAAAGCUAAACUUCAGUAGCUGCAAUGGCCAAUAAAGUAGAGAGAUUGUUUUUAAAAUCAGAAUUAUUACCAUAUUAUAAAUCAAAAUUCAGUGGCCCGUAUUCUGAAGUCUGGUUUAACUUCAACCCAUUUUUAAAGUUGUGGUUUAAGUAUGGAUAGCCAAUUGUUACAUAAAUCACUAACAGUAGAGAUAUCAUAUUUCAGCUCAUUUGGCUCUCAAGACAUUCAUAAUUGUCUAGGAAGUAUAAAAAGAUGAUUGUCUUCACCAUCGAUGAAUCAGGAAAGAGCACAGUAAACAUAAGAAACAUACAACUUGAUAAAAAUGUUGACACUUUUGGCUUCCCAUAAUUUUAGCACAGAGAUAGACCAUGGUCUAAGUUAAACCUGACUUCAGAAUACGGGCCAGUAAGUUUUAAGAUUGUUUAAGCAAGCUAACUAUUGUGACAUCAUAUAAACUAGCUCAGGACCUCAAAAGCUGACAAUUUACCAAGCACAUAAAAGCACACAUGUGCACAUCAGUUAAAGCUUGGACAAUGAUGAUUACUCUGACACAAUACCAUGGUUAAUGUCACUAAUUGCUUAGAAGUUUCUAAUUUUCUACCAAAAGGUUGUCUUACCAUACAUUCAUACACUUUGGUGGUCAAACGGGCUUGGAUUUACUUAUUUCAAGAAACAAAUUUAUAGUCAAUCCAAGCCCGUCGUCAUCGUCUGGGUAAUGUCCAUAUCUUGUUGUAUGUUUACUGUUGAUUUAUAUUUACUGUUGCUAUGAUCAUCCAACAUUUAAUAGUAGAUUACUUGUUCUUCCUCAUAUCUCUGCAGCGUAGAUGAUUAUUACCUACACCAAGGAAGUGCCUUGAUUGCAAUAGUCCUGCAGGUUCUUCAAUGAAUACAUUAUCCGAUGUUGGGCUAAUGGAUCCUUUCAUCGCUUAUUGCUUGCUGACUCGAUAGGAAAAUGAUCUCAUAAACCUGUGCGUAGAAAUCUGUUCACAAAGACCCCGUUCUCAUUACGCUUUCUAAGACUAGUUUACUGGAAACCGGUUCAGGAAACUAGUUUUGAAGAUCGCUUUGCUAACGUUCCCAUGUGGUUUUCGAAAUCACUUCACGUAAAGCAGUCUUGUUGCUAUGGGAACGCUCUCAGUGGGGUGACACGUUUCGCAUGCUCAAAAUGUGCGAAGAUUGCUUCCCUAAGAACGGUUGUGUCCUCACUUAUGCUUAAACCAGUUUAACAAGGCAAAGCGAUCUUGAAAACUACAUCGCGAGGUGGUUUUAUGAACCGGUCUGGAAGAUCGCUUCCAAGAUCGCUUCAUCCGUUCUCAUUACACGUUAAACUAGUUUCCAGUAAACUAGUUUUAGGCAGGUAAUGAGAGCAUCUAAAUCACCUGUAGAAGUAUCAAUCAGAUGUCAGUCAGUAGGAUCAUUAUUCUUCGUAAUGAUUUUUGAUAGAUGCAAAAUAGGUUUAUUAUUUUCAUUUGUUGGCACAAGUCCUGUAUAGUCGUAGUUUUCAAAGAACUGCAGUGAUAUUCUCAGUCGCCCCCAUUCGUGCCAAACUCGCUCAUGUAGUAUAAGUUAUUGUUGUAUGUCCGGUACAGUAUUUCAAACAAUAUUACCCUCAAAUCCUACAUCAUCCUUCGGAGUUGGUAUCAUAAUGUUGUUCUAACAAGAUUCAUAGUCAUUUACACUUGCUGCGUUUUGUGGUGCUCCUUCCUACACCCUCCUUUUUUCCAGUGGAAAAGGGUACCUAAUAAAGAUCAAGUGUCUUGUUUAUAAUAUUUCUACAUAUUUCACAAAUCCGCAGGCAGUCUGCGGAAAGGUUUAACAUAGGGAGUUGUCUGGGAAAUAUGCAUUUCUUGCCAUGUUUGUUAAAUAUUGUUGUUUCCCCCGCGAUAGUAUUCAUGUAUGUCUGCUUAACAUCAUCACAUCAUACUCUAAUGUAUUUGUGCUGAUCUCGAUUCAUUGUAGCAGGAAAUUGAGAUUGAUAUUACUCGUAUUAUGUUGUAAAGUUACAUCAGUGCCCACCCAGUCUAACAAAGAGUUGGGAUUGAUCCUAUAGAUUGUAACUAUGGAAAGACGUUGAUGUCAUAAAUUAUUAUUUUAAGAAAUAUCCACAAUGACCCCCUUUGGAAACAGAGGAACACACUGGUGUGUCGAGACAAUGGUGCAUGUAAAGUAUACAUCAUAUCUAGAAAACACUUUGAAUGGGUGUAUGCACUCCAGAUUUUGAUGUUGCUGGCUUUCCAUAGUUGUAGUUGAUGUGAUCAAUCACAUUCAAUAUCGUGCCAAUCCAUCAUUGCAUUUUGACACUUAACACCAACAACAGCUGUAUAGAAAAUUUAGUGCUAUAGUACUACAGUCAUCCCUGUCACAUCUUUUGGAUUGAGAAGUCAAACAUGAAUCCAAGAUGUGAAUAACGCAUUUAAGUGAGAUCAGGCAUCGUUGCGACAUUACAGGUUCUAACAAGGCCCCUGUUAUAUCAGCUUUAGCAUCAUUUCAGUGCUGCCUCUACUGGCCAACACUUUACCAAUGCUAGAAGGUAGACCAACCAGCAAUACAUAUAGACUCAACUCUAGACCAAUAUCAGACCGAAAGGAAAAUCAUAACUAGACCAGAAUAGCAAAAAAAAAAGAAGAUGAAA